AUGUUCGACCAAUUAGCAGUCUUUACCCCUCAAGGUCAGGUACUUUACCAGUAUAACUGCCUGGGAAAAAAGUUUUCUGAAAUACAAAUUAAUGGUUUUAUAUCCCAGCUGAUUACUUCGCCAGUAACUAGAAAAGAAAGUGUUGCAAAUGCUAAUACAGGCGGAUUUGAUUUCAAUCUUCUGACAAUCAACAGUGAACACAAAAAUUCUCCUUUAUUCAAUGCACUAUUUUAUUUGAAUAAGCAACCAGAGUUAUAUUUUGUGGUGACUUUUGCCGAGCAGACUUUAGAACUAAACCAAGAAUCCCAACAGACACUUACACUAGUAUUAAAGCUUUGGAACUCAUUGCAUUUGAGUGAAUCCAUUCGGAAAAAUCUUCAAGGCCAAAACGAAAAGAACAAGCAUAACUACGUCGAUAUAUUUCAAGGGAUUGAGGACGACUUGAAAAAAUUUGAGCAAUAUUUUAAAAUAAAAUAUGAGGAGUCAAUAAAACAAGGCCAGAUCAAUUCAGAUAAUCCUGCCAGAAAUGAAUUAGUAUCUCAAUCGUAUAAUAAAAGUAUCAAGAAAAAAUUGAAGGACACAAAAACCAAGAAGCCAUCUACAGGAAAUAUUGGUAGUGGACGAAAGUGGGGUCGUGAUGGUGGUAUGCUAGAUGAAAUGAAUCAUGAAGACGCAUCCAAAUUAGAUUUCUCAUCAUCCAGCAGCCACAAUGGUAGCCAAGUAGUUCUAGAAGCUACUAUAAAUAAAGAUUCUUUUGGAGAUAGAACAGAAGGAGGUGAUUUCUUAAUUAAAGAAAUUGAUGAUCUUUUGUCUUCUCAUAAAGAUGAGGCUAUAAGUGGAAAUGAAUCUAAAAAUUCUGGGUAUGUCAGUACAGCUUUCGGAUUUCUUCAAAAACACGUUCUAGGUAACAAAACUAUCAGUGAGAAUGAUUUGAAAUCUGUAUUAGAAAAGUUAACACAACAACUGAUAACCAAGAAUGUGGCACCAGAGGCAGCCGAUUAUUUAACCCAGCAAGUCUCUCAUGAUCUUGUAGGCUCGAAAACUGCAAAUUGGACUAGUGUUGAAAAUACUGCGCGUGAAUCUUUAACAAAAGCAUUGACUCAAAUAUUAACGCCUGGAGUAUCUGUUGACCUAUUACGUGAAAUUCAAAGUAAAAGGAGCAAAAAGGAUGAAGAAGGUAAAAGUGAUCCAUAUGUAUUCUCAAUAGUUGGUGUUAACGGUGUUGGUAAGUCAACAAAUCUUUCGAAACUAGCGUUCUGGUUAUUGCAAAAUAAUUUUAGGGUCUUGAUUGUUGCUUGUGAUACGUUUAGGUCUGGUGCAGUUGAGCAACUAAGGGUUCAUGUUGAAAAUUUGGCACAACUGAUGGAUGAUUCACAUGUUCGUGGCUCCAAGAACAAAAGGGGUAAAACUGGUAAUGACUACGUUGAAUUAUUUGAAGCUGGUUAUGGUGGCUCUGACCUGGUGACCAAGAUUGCCAAGCAGGCCAUCAAAUAUUCUCGUGAUCAAAACUUUGAUAUAGUGUUAAUGGAUACUGCGGGGAGAAGGCACAAUGAUCCUACUUUAAUGUCGCCAUUGAAAUCGUUCGCUGACCAGGCCAAGCCAGAUAAAAUCAUUAUGGUUGGGGAGGCUUUGGUUGGUACAGAUUCUGUCCAGCAAGCCAAAAACUUUAACGAUGCCUUUGGGAAGGGAAGAAACCUUGAUUUUUUUAUUAUUUCCAAGUGCGACACAGUUGGUGAAAUGCUGGGUACUAUGGUAAAUAUGGUUUAUGCAACAGGGAUUCCUAUCUUAUUUGUUGGUGUGGGACAAACUUAUACCGACUUAAGGACAUUAAGUGUAAAAUGGGCCGUUAAUACGUUAAUGUCUUAG
Messenger RNA from Saccharomyces paradoxus, 1866 nucleotides. It is a transcript of the gene SRP101, whose product is annotated as Signal recognition particle receptor subunit alpha. Lineage: Eukaryota; Fungi; Ascomycota; Saccharomycetes; Saccharomycetales; Saccharomycetaceae. Gene Ontology annotation, biological process: SRP-dependent cotranslational protein targeting to membrane. Gene Ontology annotation, molecular function: protein binding; signal recognition particle binding; GTPase activity. The transcript has a single exon. The record is from RefSeq and is a predicted model, not a curated record. Gene Ontology annotation, cellular component: endoplasmic reticulum membrane. Bases 1 to 1866 code for a protein of 621 amino acids.